Messenger RNA from Knipowitschia caucasica, 2772 nucleotides. The record is from the annotation of a GenBank genome assembly. Lineage: Eukaryota; Metazoa; Chordata; Actinopteri; Gobiiformes; Gobiidae.
AUGGGCAAGUCUGACGAUGGAUCCGAGUGGUUAGCUCUCUCGUUUCUCAGUAAAGAGAGGAGGUUUUUAAAAAAAAUGGAGGGGGUGCCCCAGAGCACUGUGCUCUCUGUUGCUGCCAAAGUGCCAUUCCUCGACCUCUGUAACACUUUAGAGAAGAUUCAAAAAGCCAAAACUCGCCCGGAGAAGUCCAGAAUUCUCGGAGACUUCAUCGACACUUGGCGGAAGUUCCACAGUGUUCUUCACAAAGACGACCCUCAAACCACAGACUCCUUUUACCCCGCCAUGCGCCUCAUCGUCCCUGCGUUUGAGCGCGAGCGCAUGGCCUAUGGUAUCAAAGAGAACAUGUUAGCCAAGCUGUACAUCGACGUCCUGGGGCUGCCCAAGACCGGCCCAGAGGCAAACAAGCUGUUGAACUAUCGCGCGCCCAGCAGCUCGCAGGGGGAGGCCGGGGACUUCGCCGGAAUGGCCUUCUUUGUGCUGAAGACGCGCUGCAGCGGUCAGGGCAAACUCUCCAUCAAAGAAGUGAAUGAGUUUCUGGACUCUGUGGCGAUCAACAACGCGAGCAAGAAGAAGGAGCUGGUGAGGAAGAGCCUACUGCAUCUGAUCACACAGAGCUCGGCGCUGGAGCAGAAGUGGUUGAUCCGCAUGAUUCUGAAAGACAUGAGGAUUAGCAUCAGCAAAGAGACGGUGCUGCAGGUGUUCCACGCGGACGCAGCCGAGCUUUACAACGUCAACACGGAUCUGAAGAAAGUGUGUUUGCAGCUGCACGAUCCAGCGGUGUCUCUGAGCGAUGUUUCCAUUGGCCUGUUCUCCGCGUUCAAGCCCAUGCUAGCAGCUGUAGCUAACUUACGCAACAUCGAGAAGCAGAUGGGGAACAGUCCGUUCUACGUCGAGACCAAACUGGACGGAGAGCGCAUCCAGCUGCACAAAGACGGCGAUGUUUACAAGUACUUCAGCCGCAACGCCUUCGAGUACACACAGCAGUUUGGGGGUUCGCCACUAGAGGGCUCCCUCACGCCGCACAUCCAUCAGGCGUUCGAGCGCCGCGUGGUUAGCUGCAUCCUGGACGGCGAGAUGAUGGCGUACAACCCGAGCGCCGACAGCUUCAUGCAGAAAGGAAGUAAGUUUGACAUCAAGAAGCUGAUGGACGACUCUGAGCUGCAGACCUGCUUCUGCGUGUUCGACGUGCUGCUGCUGAACGGCCGCAAACUUGGGAAGGAGACGCUGAGGACGCGCUCCGAAGUGCUGCAGACGGUCUUCACACCGAUCAAAGGCCGCCUUCACAUCGUGCACCGGACUGAAGUGAAGAGCGCCAAAGAAGUGGUGAGCGCUCUGAAUGAGGCCAUUGACGGCCGAGAGGAGGGCAUCAUGGUGAAAGACCCGCUGUCUGUUUACAAACCGGACAAACGUGGCGAGGGCUGGCUUAAGGUCAAGCCCGAGUACAUGGACGGGCUGAUGGACGAGCUCGACCUGCUGAUCGUCGGGGGAUACUGGGGCAAAGGCCGGCGCGGGGGGAUGAUGUCACACUUUCUGUGCGCUGUCGCCGAAGCUCCAAAACCCGGACAAACGCAGCCUUCUGUGUUCCAUACGCUCUGCCGCAUUGGCUCCGGAUACACCAUGAAGGAGCUGUACGAUCUGGGCUUAAAGCUGGCCCCGCACUGGAAGGUGUACCGCAAGAACGACCCGCCCGCCUGCCUCUGCUGCGCCGCGGAGAAGCCCGAGGUCUACAUCGAGCCGCAGAACUCUGUGAUUGUUCAGGUGAAGGCGGCAGAGAUCGUCAGCAGCGACGUGUACCGGACCGGCUGCACGCUCCGCUUCCCACGCAUCGAGAGGAUUCGCAACGACAAGGCGUGGCAUCAGUGCAUGACGCUGGCCGAGCUGGAUGGGUUUCGUAGCAGAGCGUCUGGGAAGCUGGCGUCGCGGCACCUGAACAUGGAGGACGGCGAGGCGCCGCAGAAGAAGAAGAGGAAGGUCCCGCUGAAGCUGAAGAAGGUGGUGGGUGUGGUGGAGCACUGCCGCGGCGCCGACCUGAGCGCCGUGCAGCAGCAAACCGACAUGUUCCAGGACGUGGAGAUCUGCGUCAUCAACGGGACAAAGGAGCAUCCCAAGGCCGAGCUGGAGAGGGGCGUGGCCAGCUGUGGAGGCCUGGUGGUGCAGAACCCAGGCCCGGACACCUGGUGUGUGGUGGCCGGAGUGGAGAACCUGCGGGUGAAGAACCUGGUGUCCUCCAGAGCCCACGACGUGCUGUGGUCAGACUGGCUCCUGGAGUGUCUGCAGCAGAGGGAGGUGGUGCCCUGGAGACCCAGACACAUGAUGGGCAUGACUGAGGCCACGAGCCAGAACUUCCACAAGCAGUUUGAUCGUUAUGGAGACAGCUUCACAGAGGACACCAGUGUGGAGCAGCUGAAGGAGGUGUUCGGGAGGAUCACCGAUGCUGAGACCGAUGUGGAUGUAGCAGGGGUGGAGCAGGCGUUUGGAUGGGAGGACUUGUUCUGGUCUCUGUUCCGUCCUUUCAUUGCCUUCAUGGACACGUCUGCUGAGGCCACAGUUUUGGAUGUGCGAGCGCUGCAGUUUGAGCUUCAUGGUGGUCGGGUGAAGCGGCAGAUGGAGGAGGGGGUGACUCAUGUGGUGGUGGAGGGAGAGGAGGACGUACAUCAGCUGCGCGAGCUCCGCAGGACGUUCAGGAAGAAGUUUAAGAUCGUGAGAGACACCUGGAUCUCAGAGUCCAUCAGCGCCGGCCUUCUGCUCGACGACAGAGACUACCAGAUUUAA